Messenger RNA from Mauremys reevesii (Reeves's turtle), 2337 nucleotides. It is a transcript of the gene AKAP7, whose product is annotated as A-kinase anchoring protein 7. The record is from RefSeq and is a predicted model, not a curated record. Lineage: Eukaryota; Metazoa; Chordata; Testudines; Geoemydidae. Bases 282 to 1586 code for a protein of 434 amino acids. The transcript is spliced from 8 exons. Gene Ontology annotation, cellular component: cytosol. Gene Ontology annotation, molecular function: protein kinase A regulatory subunit binding.
GGCUAAGCGGCCCCCAGCAGAGACAGGACCCCGCCCACUUCCCUGCGCGGGAUCAGCCCCGCCCCAGCGCGCGAGCCAGAGCCAGGCACGUACUUCUCCGAACCAGCGAGCACCGAUCCCAGCGAGCAACGCGCGGGCACGGCGCUCUCGGUGCACUGCACGCUGGGAGUUGUAGUCCCCGGGAGCUGCAUUCCCCCCUCUCCCCUACGCGCUCUCGGCCUGGAGUCGCCCUUCGCUCUGCCCCCCCCGCCCCGGUGACUAAGUUUGGCCCCCGCCCGGUCAUGCGGAGGCUGCUAUCGACUUUCCGAUUCCAUCUCGCCCGGCUAUUGGCGGCGGCGGCAGCCGAGCUCCCCGCCCCGGGACACAGGGCACCGCCGCCUGGCUGGGGGGAGCGGCGGGCAGCGGCGGCCGCCUGGACGCUGGGCUCGGGUCACUCCAUGGCGCAGUGCGGGGGCGGCGCAGCGCCCCCACCCUCCCCGGAGGAGGCGCAGGGGUCGUGGGCAGCCGCCGGGGACCCUCCCCCCAGAGCCGGCGAGUUCCUGGAAUACGAUGGGCUGGAAAAUGUGCAGGAAAAAAAAAUCAUUCGAAAGAAAAAGAAAAGAACAAAAAUAAGAAAAGGGUCACAAACUCCUCCUGACUCUAUGGAUUAUUUGAUGGCAGAAAUACCACUUGCCAGUACAGAUACUGGAUAUGAAUUUGGCACUACUAGUACAUUUGAAAUAUGUUUUAAAAAGAGGAGAAAAAGAACUACUAGAAGUAAGACUGAAGAUGACGAUCAAACAAAGAAGAAAAAGCAGUAUCAGCCAAACUAUUUCAUCUCUCUUCCAAUUACAAACCCAAAGAUUACAAGAGGUAUUCAGGCUGUCCAAGACACAGUAGUACAAAAGGAUCACAGGCUUUCCCAAGCAAUGGUUCGUUAUGGCUCCUUACAUGUCACCCUGUUAGUGAUGCAUUUAUCCAGUGAAGAAGAAGUUGGCACAGCAGUUGGUGCUCUUUUAGAAAGCAAAGAUGCAGUAGAAGAACUCCUACAAGGAAAACAUUUGGAUUUAUCAUUUCAAGGAAUUGAUGAUUUUAGAAAUGAAGUUGUAUUUGUGAAGUUUGCAGCGAGUGACCAUACAGCCGCACUUACGGAGAUAUCAGAGACCAUGAAGAAGAUAUUUCAAGAAAAGGGCAUCUUGGCAGGAGAAAACAGAGCUUUUAAACCUCACUUGACCUUCAUGAAGCUGUCAAAAUCACCAUGGCUACGUAAGCAGGUGAGAAAAAUUGACCCGCACCUGUAUGAGAAUUUUAAAAGCCACUAUUUUGGAGAUGAAACGCUGUACCGCCUAGAUCUUUGCUCCAUGUUGAAAAAAAAGCAACCCAAUGGCUACUACCACUGUGAGUCCUCUAUCACAGUUGGUGAAAAGAAUGGGGCAGAGCCAGAUGAUGCGGAAUUGGUGAGCCUCAGCAAAAAGCUGGUGGAGAACGCAGUCCUCAAGGCUGUACAGCAGUAUCUAGAAGAAACUCAAAACAAAAACAGACAGACAGAUGGAAGCCCAGUGAAAACUGAGGAAGCAGCUAGUGGCAAUAAGAAUGAAAAAUUAUAGUGAUAACAGAAAGUGAGCGCUGUGAGAAUGCCAAGGAAGCACAAAUCCACCAAGAAUAACCAUCAAAACAUGUCCCAGCUGCCUGUUCAGAUCUGCUAAAUUAUGCUGGCUGACUUGCAUUAUGCUUUGUGAACGUCUCUUACCAGAAAUGUGUUCUGAAUCGAGGGGCACUAACAAACACUUUCUUGAAAAGCGUUUGCAUUGCCGAAAAACGACUGAAUGCUGGGAAAGAUGAUUGGGGGAAAAAAAGACAAGAUUUUGAAAUAAAAAGAUCGAACUUUCACAAGCUCUUAACUACAGAGAAUCUCUUCAUAGCUUUCGAAGAGGAACUGAACCCCUUGUGUAUGCCUUUUGCACCGAAAUGAAUGGCCAUGGAACAACGCCCUGCCAUAAAUGAAAACUAUGCGAGCUACAUUGUUUGGCAGAGCUGCAUAACUGCUCAAUUGAUCUGCAGCAGAGAACUCCACAUUCUGCUGCAAAGCUAAGGGCAGGCAAUGCUAAACUAAAAAAGUUACUAGAGAUGUUUAUCACAGAUACUAUUACACAGUAGGUAAUAUCAUGGGAGUUUCUCUUGAAUGAGACACUACGAAGUGUUCUUCACUUUUCAGUAAAGUUUGUUCACAAAUUAUAUUUUUUGACAAAACACUACCUUUUUAUAUACAAUGAACAUGGGUGAAAUUCUAAGUACUUAAAGAAAACACAUGCCUGUUUUGAUACAUUAAUGCCAUACUUUAAUAUUUAGAAAUGACAG